Pelobates cultripes (western spadefoot toad) is the source of this 5919-nucleotide messenger RNA. The record is from the annotation of a GenBank genome assembly. Lineage: Eukaryota; Metazoa; Chordata; Amphibia; Anura; Pelobatidae.
AUGGUUAACACUAUUUCUAUAUUUGAACAUCCCCUGGUUUUAUGGUUGUGGGGUACUCAACCCCCAUCCAGGAAUUCUACUAAAAAAGAAUUGAAAAAACAGCCAAAGAUCCAGCCUUCUACGGACAGGUAAGGGAAUAGCUGCUACAGCUAUCAUAAUAGAUAGGGUUAUUAAAAGAUGGUGGUCAGAGUAAGUUAGAGAUUGGAAUAAAGGAUGGUUUGUUAAUAGGCAUCAUCUCUAUAAAUAACAUAGCUUUCCUGUACAUUUAAUAGUGCCAUCUUGAAAUUAAUGGGAGUAAUAUAAGGGUUAAAAUCCUUAAUAUGUGAAUUGAAUUUUCAUCUGUUAAGAAGAGUACCUAUCAGAUAAGCUAAAACAAGCAAACCAAUGAAUGUGUGUGGCGUAGUCCAUUUGUAGUGAUAAAAUUUGAAAUAAAAUAAGCAGGCAUGAUAAACAGGGGUGCAAAAAAAAAAAAGUUAAAUAUGUAGGAAUAAAGGUGUUUUGAGACCCUGAUCAGACAGCACCAUCCUGGGAUGAAAUGCAGGAUGACAUUAAUUUGAGAAAUCAAAGUUAAUUAGUUAACCACACAAAUAAUAAUUUAAAACGUCACUUUUAAUAAGUCAAUUAAAAGUCCCUUUCUAGUGGGGACACUAAACACACACUAUCACACAAAAAUAAUUAAACACAAAAUAACAAUAAUAAUAAAGAUGAUAAACAAAAAAUAAUAAUAAUUGAUAACUAGAUGAUUUCACUAAAAGGAAAUUGUAUAGUUAGGUACCUUCUAUGGACAUAACAGCCCCUUGAAUAAAGUCCUAUAGUAUAAUUAUCUUAAAUCACAUAAGUGAAUUUAUGUAUAAAGUUUUCCACUUAUUGUCAAAUAGGUACAUGUAAGGUUAGAUGAAUCUAUGCGCUAGUGUAUUAUAGGCAGGUAAUUAUUCUGGAUGAAGGAUAAUAUCCCCUAGAUAUUCUAGAAUUUCUAUUAGCUUUACAUUCCCCUCGGUGUUAAUUCACCCAUUUACUAAUUUGUUACCAUUCACACAGUUAAACUAAAGGACCAAAUAUAACAUUUAUUGCUUGUUAUUGUAGCUGUAAUUUACUAUUAUGGUUACUGUACGGUCUGAAGUUAAAGUACAGGGAAUCUCCUGUUUGUUAAAUGUUCACUUAUCUCAAUUCCCAAGACCCCACCGGAAGAAAUAAGUUAAACGUGCACUAUCUAUAUCCCGACCUCGUUGGCUACAAACUAAUGUAGAUCAUAGAGUAACCCAUUUGUGUUGUAUCAUAAAAGGAAGGAGAAGGGGGAAAGAACAAAAGAUUCUUACAUGCUCUCCCUGUUGUGCCUUCAAGGGCACCUUCUGUCAAUGGAACAUAUCCUCACUAUCCCUAGCCUAUUAAUACCCCAAAUACCGGCCCCCCCACGUCAAUGGUAUAGCAAGGGGAGACGGCUUGUUGGAGAAAUGAAUGCCCUUAUUAAGAACUCCUCUAAUAUACGGGAGAUUUUAUGAUUAAUCAGAUAGUAGAUAAAUCUGCUUUAGCAUCUCAUAGAUUGGCAAUCUUAAUGCCGUACUCAUCUAUUCCCUACAGCACCCUAAACGCCCUGAUGCGCGUUUCGCCUGUCAGCUCAUCAGAGGGAAACCGGGAACCUCACUUUCCCGGAGAUACACCCUUAAAAACCGGGAAAGGCUCCUCUUCUCUCCUCUUUUCUUCCUUUUUUCUAAUUCAAAACACAAAUAAUAAUGCAUAAUAUAUAAUGGCUUCUUUUACCAUCUCCUAAACACACUCGGUUAUUCCAGAAAUAGAAUUUCAAAUGUAUGAAAUAUUAAAAUUCAUUAAUCACUUUUUCUUUCCUAAAUAGGCUUAAAGCUGAGCCCCAGAUAUUACCCCAGGUAUCACCUAAUCUGGAUAUUUGUCCAGAUCCUGAGAAGGGUAAGAAAUGGGAGCCAUGGAAGCAGAAAGGUGGGCUUGUGAAAGAAACUCGAAAAAUGUACCGACAUGGCAGAAAGAGUCUUCGCUUUCCCCCUUCUGUUACAUCUAAAUUUGCAGAGCUUGAUGAAAGGUAAAUACUGUAUGAUCAUAAUAAUCAAUGGGGGAGGGGGGAAUCUUGUGCUUAUUUUCUGUUGUUGAUGUUUUGUUUUAACAAAUUUACAUGUUAACCUCUAAACUGCUGUGAGAAUUAGCCUGAACAUUUUGUGUUUUGUGUUUUUCUUUAAAAGCUUUAGACGUACCUUUGUCAGCUAUGGAAUAGAGCAUAAGAUUCCCGAAGUACCAUACUAUAUUCGGGUGACUCCAACAAAAACCAACAAACUGAAGACAUCUGCUCGGCUACCUGGGUAAGUGUAUCAUGAGACACAGAAUAACUGACCACAAUGCUAUUAGGACAUCCAAAUGAAACUGCACUGUCCUCAGUAAGCCAAUACCCUGGUUCCCUCACUGGCUGUCUGUGUACACAGAAAACCAAUGAGAGAAAAAACUCAGACAGAGAAAGAUAUCAAUGCUCUUUCUGAACCAACAUUUCCUAAAAACACUCAGUUAUUCCAGAAAUAUAUCAUCCACUGUGUGAAAUAUGAAACUUCACUAAUCACUUUUUCUUUCUUAAAUAGGAUACCUCUUAAAGCAGAGCCCCAGAUAUUACCCCAGGUUUCAGCUAAUCUGGAUGUUUGUCUAGAUCCUGAGAAGGGUAAGAAAUGGGAGCCACGGAAGCAGAAAGGUGGGCUUGUGGAAGAAACUCGAAAAAGUUACCAACAUGGCAUAAAGAGACUUUGCUUUCCCCCUUCUGUUACAUCUAAAUUUGCAGAGCUUGAUGAAAGGUAAAUACUGUAUUAUCAAAUAAAUCAAUGGGGGAAUCUUGUGCAUUUUUCUAUUGUUGAUAUUUUGUUUUAACAAAUUUACAUUUUAACCUCUACGAUGGGUGAUAUAAGAAGUAGACUGACCAUUUUGUGUUUUGCAUUUUUCUUUAAAACCUUUAGACAUACCUAUGUCAGCUUUGGAAAACAGGAUAAGAUUCCCGAAGUACCAUACUAUAUUCGGGUGACUCCAACAAGAACCAACAAACUAAAGAUGUCUGCUCGGCUACCUAGGUAAGUGUAUCAUGAGACACAGAAUGAUUGACCACAAUGCUAUUAGGACAUCCAAAUGAAACUGCACUGUCCUCAGUAAGCCAAUACCCUGGUUCCCUCACUGGCUGGCUGUGUUCACAGAAAACCAAUGAGAGAAUAAAUACAGACAGAGAAACAUGUCAAUUCUCUUUCUGAACCAACAUCACAAAUCAGUGGGUAGUGCUACGGCAACGUAACUUACUAAGCAUUACCUAAUUUCCAUAAGGAAUACAUUUCAAAAUAAACAGUAGCUUUUAUGGUACGAAUAAACUACUGCAAUUGCUGUAACCAGAAUCGAAUAUACGAGACAAAUGAUCCGAUAGUGUCACUAUAAGCUGUCACAAGUCUAGAGGAUAUUCAUUGUCAUACGUCUACGACAGGGGUGGGGAACCUUCGGCCCUCCAGAUGUUCUGGACUACAUCUCCAUUGAUGCUUUGCCAGUAUUAUGGCUGUAAGAGCAUUAUAGGAGAUGCAGUCCAAAACAUCUGGAGAUUCCGAAGGCUCCCCACCCCUGGUCUACGGAGAGGUAAGUGGACAGCGGCUGCAGGUAUCAUAUUAAAUAGGGUUAUUAGAAGAUGGAGGUCAGAGUUCGAUAAAAAUUUGAAUAAAGGAUGGUUUGCUCAUGGGCAUCACCUCUAUAAAUAACAUAGCUUUCCUUUAGAUGUAACAGUUUCAUCUUAAAAUGAAUGGGAGUAAUAUACAGGUUAAAGUACUUAAAAUAUUAAUGAAUUUCAUCUUUUAGUUAUUUUUCACAACACACAAGAUAAAAAAUGAACUAAAAAAUGAAUGUGUGUAGCCUAGCCCAUUUGUAGUGAUUGAAAUUAAAUAAGCAGGCAUGGUAUACUGGGGUGGAAAAAAUAAAUAAAAUAUAUAGGAAUUAAAAAAGGUUUUUGAGGUCCUAAUCAGACAGCACCAACAGGGAUGAAAUGCAGGAUGAAAUUAGUCCAGACAUUUCAUAGAUUUUACAAAUCAAAUUGAAUUAUUUAACCUUUACAAUAUGACCCAAAUAAUAAUAAUGUACAAUAUAUAAUGGCUUCUUUUAUCAUCUCCGAAACACACUCAGUUAUUCCAGAAACAAAACAUCCAAUGUGUGAAAUAUGAAACUUCACUAAUCACUUUUUCUUUCCUAAAUAGGCUACCUCUUAAAGCUGAGCCCCAGAUAUUGCCCCAGAUAUCAUCAAAUCUGGAUGUUUGUCCAGAUCAUGUAAAGGGUAAGAAAGGGGAGCAAUGGAAACAGAAUGGUGGGUUUGUGGAAGAAAUUCUACACAAUUUCCAACAAGGCACAAAGAGACUUUGCCUUUCCCCUUCUGAUACAUCUAAAUUUGCAGAGCAUGAUGGAAGGUAAAUACUGUAUUAUCACAUUAAUCAAAAGGGGGGUGGUGAGGAGUGGGGGGUGGGUGGGAGGGGGAUUGUUGAUGUUUGUUUUAACAAAAUGAGAUUUAACCUCUAUGCUGGGUGCUGUAAUAAUUAGCCUGACCUUUGUUUUUUUGUGUGUUUUUCUUCAAAAGCUUUAGACAUAACAUUAAUGUCAGAUAUGGAAAAGAGGAGAAGAUUCCCGAAGUAGCAUGCUAUAUUCGGGUGACUCCAACAAAAACCAACAAACUAAUGACACGUGGUCAGCCACCUAGGUAAGUGUAUUAUGAAACACAGAAUGAUUGACCAUAUAUACAUACAUAUAUACAAAUAAAACUGCAGUGUCCUCAGUAAGCCAAUACCCUGGUUCUCUCACUGGCUGCCUGUGUACACAGAAAACCAAUGAGAGAAGAACCACAGAUAGAGAAACAUGUCACUGCUCUUUCUGAACCAACAUCACAAAUCACUGGGAAGUACUACGGCAAUGUAACUUACUAAGGAUGACCUAAUUUCCAUAAUGAAUGCUUUGUAAAAUAAACAGAAGCUUUUAUGGUACAAAAUAAACUACUGAAAUUGCUGUAACCAGAAUGUAUUAUAUGAAAUAUAAAUGAUAUAAUAGUGUCACUAUAGUUGUGCGAUAACUGAUAAAUACAAAGUGAUAGGUUGGCUGACAGACCAAAGUGAGAGGAUAGCUGAAGAGGAAUAAGAUAAGUGACAAAAUGGGCUGAUGGAUGGAAAGGGAGGAAAGGAUAGAAUUGUUACAAUUGUAUUUUGACUUUUCCUAUUUAAUUGCAGGAACCUAUUCCGUGUUACUAAAGUAAAGCCUACAUUACUUCCAAGACAAAACAUAGCAACUGAAAAGGCUGCAAGUGUCCCAGAAAAGGAAGUGGUCAAAAAAGGACCAGAAAAUGAAAAAGAUUCUGCUGAGUAUUAUAAACAGAAUACUAUUCUACAGCCUGAACUUGUCACAAGUCUAGAAGAUAUUCCUUGUCAUUUGCUGCAGUCUAUGUCUCUAGAGCCUACAGCUGUUGUCACAUGUUUAGAAAACUACAAUUCUCUAGAAUGCCCUGUUUGCACUAUUGAACCUCAUACAAAUAGAUUGACAGAGGAUAUGCCAGUGAACCUUAGUCAUCCACAGUCCACUUUCAGUUCAUCUAACCCUACAAAUCUAGAUUCACAGAACCCAGUCACAGGUCAUUGUCAUUUGCUGCAGUCUAUGUCUCUAGAACCUACAGAGGUUGUCAUGUGUUUAGAAGACAACAAUUCUCUCGAGUGCCCUUUUCGUACUAUCGAACCUCAUACAAGUGAAUUGACAGAUGAGUUGACAGUAAACCUUGAUCAGCCACAGUCCACGUUAAGUUGUCCAUCUGAGCCUACAAAUAUAGAUUCUCAGGACCCAGUCACAGUUGGUCCUUCAGUGCAGUCUAUGUCCCUAAAGGCUACAGAGGUUGUCACAUGUUUAGACACAUUUCUCUAG